Molecule: messenger RNA, 2428 nt
Organism: Saccostrea cuccullata (small rock oyster)
Lineage: Eukaryota; Metazoa; Mollusca; Bivalvia; Ostreida; Ostreidae
Exons: 4
Coding region: 65-2344 (759 amino acids)
Molecular function (GO): protein binding
Source: RefSeq, a predicted model, not a curated record
UGAGUCAACUGGAAAUUCCGCAAUAACACGGAGUUUGUGUAUUUUCGAUUCGCCAUGCUUUGCUAUGGGGUUCACUAAAAUCUACCUGAUAUCACCACUGACUUUUGUACUUAAAGCAAACCUCAUGUUUUGCACCGUUAUGUCUCAAUGUGGAUUGAAUGAGUUCCGAAGGCAGUUUGAGAACACAUUAGGUUACCAAUGUGUACCCUGCCGAGAGUGUCCGAACGGUUACAGGGAGGUGUCAUUUUGUAGCAACGUCACAGACACGGAGUGUGAGCAGUGUCCUAGCGGGACCUUCUACAGGGCGACGCGCCGGGAGAAGUCGUGUCAGAAAUGUAGACAGUGUUCCGUGGCGCCUGAUCAGGUAGAAUGCAUGAAUGGUACAAACAUCAACUGUUCCAUUAAUUGUCCAAAUAUCAAAACUCUGCGGAGCUGCAAGACCUGCUCAGUUUGUAAGAAGAAUGAAUAUGAGAAAAUCAGCUGUUCGACCACUGAAAAUACCGUCUGUAAGAAAUGUAAACAAUGCAAAGGGCACCAUUUCAUUGCCAGAAAGUGUUCAAAUAAAAGAAACACCUACUGCAAGAGAUGUCGUAAGUGCCUAAAAGGUGAAACUUACAUGUACAAAAAAUGUAAACGAGACAGAGAUACACAGUGUAAAUCAUGCUCCACCUGUCCACCCGGAUUUUAUGUCAAACGGAAGUGCACCAGACGCCAUGAUACAAUUUGCGCUCCUUGUCCAGUCGACAAUAUUAACAACGUCAUGUGUAACAGUUGUCCCAAAGGUACUCACUUUAACAGGUCCUCCACCAACCAAAGUUUGUGUAUAUCAUGCGCUCAAGGUACCUUCAUGGAUAUAAAUAACCACAACAUCGGUUUCUGCAAGAAAUGUCGACGUUGUGGUCCUAAUGAGGAAAUUAUACAAGAGUGCAAUGCUACUCACGAUAGGGAGUGUGGGGAAUGUUCGAAAGGGUUUUUCCGACUGCAAUCUUCACAUAGUUGCGUCAUGUGUUCACGCUGCCUGAGGAAUCCAUUCAACUUCUCAAGUCUCGUAGUAGACGAAUGUCGCCGAGAAAUAAACGGCACGGACAAAAUCUGUAUGCCAGCCAUUCCAUCAGUACUUCUAGUCGUCAAUGCAUCACUUCUCUAUAGACUAAGGUCGAAUCAAGUCGUUAAGAUCUUUAAGCACAAAAAGCAGGAAGCUGCACAAGAAGCAAACGUCAAGAAGAACAGCGUCACCUCAAUCAAAGAGGAACCGGAUGAAAAAGCAAAGCUGAACGGAGGCGGUGGGGGAUUCGGAUCACUUCUCUCACAAACCAAAGCCAAAAAUGCCAGCUCAAGCGAGGCUCCUGGAAAGACCAUGUCCACGACGGGCAUCGGUGCAUCAACAAGAGGGAAGGGAAAACCGCCGAGAAAUAAACUAGCGCUGAUGGCUGCUCGUAAAAAGAUAAAGAAAGCAGUAACUAAAGCGAAGGUAACUAAAAUCUUUUCUUUGAAAGAAGACAACGGCGACCCUGACCUUCACAUGUUUGUGACGUAUCUCAUCGUGUGGGUGACGAUGUUGGUCUGUCACGGUCCAUACUUUGCCAUCAACAUAGCGGACUACGCCGAUUCAGAUGAUAUCUGGGGCGGAUAUUACAGCAUAACUGUUAUCUUUUUUAUGGUCAGUUACUGCGCGAAACCUAUCAUUUACCUUGCACACAAUCGGAAGUAUCGAGAGGGUUAUAAAGAAACAAUGCCAGAAAAAGUAAUAGAAAAGGCCAACACAGCCCGGAAGUCCGUUUCAAAUUUCAUGGACAAAAUAGACAAAGCCAUGUUCAAGACUCCGGGAAAAAAGAAAUUAGAUGCAACCCUAACUACACAUAUGGCUGCCAAUAAGUGGCUGAGGAAAGUCAAAAAUAAGAACGGGGCAGGUGGCGCUGCAGGUGGUCUGUUUGGCAAACUGAAACCGAAAACUGAAGCAGGGAAGUCUGACGCUGACGCGAACAAAGCAACACAGAAUGCAGUAGUGGAACCGCUUCCUAAAAAUACUCCCUCCUCCCCCACCAAUACGGUUCAGUCCGUGACCACUGCGCGUGACGUCGAUUUAGUAGAAAAAGCGCCACCACCGGCAGCUGCGGCGUUACCGACAGCUGUAGUUUUUAAUGAGAGGGCGGGAAAUAGUCGACAGAAAGAAUCGUCCUUUUCUGUGGAUCCGGUGCCAGAGAGUGACUUUUUGGCAGACUCUCCGUCUUAUAAACCUACUAAUGAUGACAACCUAAUGAAACCAAACCAAUGGCGACAGAUCGGAAAGAGGGCGCAUGUAUUUGAUAUAGAAGAUGUGGAGCAUUCCCUGGACAUGGUUUAAUCCAAUACCAAAGACAUUUAGACCUCUGUUAUAAUAAAUUCAAAAAAUUUACACCGGUGUGCCAACAUUUAAUAAUUGGACAUA